AAGAUUUUCUAUUGAUCGGAAGCAACUCGGCCGAGCUUGGCUAAUUCAGUGCCGUCGCUGCGUUCAGCUAUCUCCGAUUGCAGCUCUCAGGUAACUUUCUCGCCAUCAUUCUAAACUAAACCAUUUUCCACUAAGGUUUAAUGUCUCUUUCUUCACCAUCUCGCUUCUUUUCACUGCGAAUUCACGCCAAAAUACACUCCAUUUCAACUCUGCGAUUCGCCUCUGCCUCUGCUUCUGCUUCUGCUUCCGAGGAAUUCUAUGCCCACCUGCACGAAAACCGUGGCAAUGUGGAGAAAACCUUAGCCACAGUCAAUGGCAAACUGGACUCUACGUGUGUCCGAGAGGUAUUGCAUAGAUGUUCCCCGAACCAGCCUCUAUUAGGAAUUAGGUUUUUUAUACGGGCCGGUCUUCAAUCGAAUUACAGGCACAGUGCUUAUAUGUAUGGCAAAGCUUGUGAAUUGUUCAAGAUUAAGCAAGACCCAGGAGUUCUUUUGGAUGUUGUUGAGGCUUACAAAGCGGAGAAGUGCUUGGUUAGUGUUAAGGCAUUUAAGGUUGUUUUGAAUUUGUGCAAAGAAGCUAGCUUUGCUAAUGAGGCGUUGUGGGUGUUGAGGAAAAUGUCUGAAUUCAACAUACGUGCUGAUACUACCGCCUAUAAUGUGGUUAUUAGGUUGUUUUGCGAGAAGGGUGAUAUGGACAUGGCUGAGAAGCUGAUGAGGGAGAUGGGUUUGGUUGAUCUUUUUCCGGAUAUGAUCACGUUUGUGUCUAUGAUUAAGGGGCUCUGUAAUGCGGGUAAGUUGGAGGAUGCUUGUGGGUUGUUUAAGGUUAUGAGGGAGUGUGGGUGUUUGCCAAAUACAGUGGUUUAUUCAGCACUUCUUGAGGGGGUUUGUAGGUUUGGAAGUGUGGAAAGGGCUUUGGAGUUGUUGGGGGAGAUGGAGAAGGAAGGUAGGGAUUGUGGUCCAAAUGUUGUUACAUAUACAUCUGUGAUACAGAGCUUUUGUGAGAGAGGAAAAAGUAUGGAGGCAUUGGGGAUUUUGGAUAGAAUGAAAGCAUGUGGCUGCGCUCCAAAUCGUGUGACAGUUAGUACUUUGAUUAAGGGACUAUGUUCUGAGGAGCUUUUUGACGAGGCCUCUAAGUUAGUUGACCAGAUUGUUGCCACUGGUGCUGUUUCAGCUGGUGAUUGCUACAGUUCUCUUGUGCUUUCUUUGGUAGCAAAUAAAAGGCUUGUUGAAGCAGAGAAGCUCUUCAGGAAGAUGCUAGCAAGUGGGGUUAAACCUGAUAGUGUGGCAUGUAGUAUCAUGAUUAAGGAGAUCUGUCUGGAAGGCCGGGUGCUAGAUGGCUUCUACUUAAAUGAAGAAAUUGAGAAGAUGAGAUUUUCGUUUUUGAUGGACUCUAAUAUCUUCUCAAUUCUUUUGGCAGGACUUUGUCAACAAGGCCAUUUAGUUGAAUCUGAGAAACUUGCAAGGUUAAUGCUUGAAAAAGGAAUCCAGUUGAAAUUACCUUAUGCUGAUGGAAUUGUUGAGAACUUGUAAAAAUUUUGGAGACAGGGAGCUAGUUAUUCAGCUUGCUAAACACUGGAAAGUGACAUAGUGCUUACACGGUUACACACCCAUUUCUAUGCUCCAAGGGGCUUUCUUUGCUUGUUGAGAAAGGGCUCUUUGAGGCCUGUAGUUUUGCUGAAUUCAGGGGGAGGAAGUUCUAGAGAAAAGUUUCCAGCCUUUUCUUUUGCAUAUAACAUCAUGGAUGUUACCAAUUCUUUUGAUUAUGAGUAAGAAGAAGGAACCUGGAAGUGAAUGGCAGAACCACUGAAAUCAAAGGCCGGGUAUCCACACAUGCCAAUGAAAUUCUACAAGGUUGGGCAGCUGUUUCUAGGCUAAUGGCAUACUCUCCAACAGCUUAACUGAUUUUUUGUCUUCUUCUACUUACUUACUACCUUGCACAUAUCCUUUCAAGGUUCCCGUUACCCUUUGCAUGGAGAGAGUAAAGGUUGAACCUUAGUUCAAUGAUUAAAAACAUAAACAACUCUAACACCAGACCACAUAAUUGAUUGAUAGUUGAAAACUAUAUAUGGUUGAUCAACUAUGAGCUAUCCUGUCCUGAAGCAACAUCUUUAGAAAUACAGGUUAUAUGAUUUGCACCUUUUUUUAGAGGUGUUACACUUCCUGAGGUGACUAGUGGUUCUGUCCAGUGACAGUUUCUUUUGUGAUUACAGCACUUUCCUGAGGUAGCAGGGCUCUGAAAGACAGGAUCAUGGGAUGAUUCCAUAGAACUUUCCUAAGGAUCUCAUUCUUCUUCAUAAAGAAUCAUAUUCAUAACAGAUUUUUUUCUUUUCUUUCUUUUUUCUUUUGCACGGUUUCAUCUCAUGCCAAAUGUUAAAGAUGAUUGAUCAUUCAUGAUUUCCCAAAUCCAUAUCCCUGUCCUGAACAAAUAAAAUAGUUAUACUAAU
Messenger RNA from Rubroshorea leprosula, 2443 nucleotides. Lineage: Eukaryota; Viridiplantae; Streptophyta; Magnoliopsida; Malvales; Dipterocarpaceae. The record is from the annotation of a GenBank genome assembly.